CCCUGGAAUCUCGAGUCAGCAUUUUAAACCCUUCUGACUCACUGGAGUACACAUCAUUGACCUUUGUCCAAACUUCCUAGUGGCUCUGCUUCUGCUUCUACUCCUAAUCCACUUUGUGAAGUGUGUACUUGACCUCAAGGAGCACAUUCAACAAGACAUUCAGAAGUUGGAGCUGGGAUGGACGCCGUGGCUGUUGAAGAUGUGGCUGUGGACAUUUCCCCAGAAGAGUGGGCCUUGCUGGAUCGUUCUCAGAGGAAUCUCUACAUAUAUGUGAUGAUCGAAACUUUCAGAAACCUGGUCUCAGUAGUUUACCAAAACCUUGAUAAUGGAGAAAAGCUUUCCACUGAAAAUACAAUAGUAGAAGUCCUGGAAAGUGGCUCGAAAGUAGGAGAAAUAUGUGGAUUUUACGUCAUUGAAGAUCAGAAUAACAAGCGGAACAGUCAUGCAAGAAGAUCUAUUGAACAGAAUACCUGUGAAAUUAAGAAGAAAAGUCAGCGUGGACAGACUUACAGCUGGAUUCCAGAUCGUCACAUGCUCAAAAGAACUUACAAUGAAUCCUCCAUGGACCAAUCAUCAUCACUUAAGCGUCAUCCUACUUUUCACUUGGAAUGUGAUACCUGUCAGGAUGGAGAACACAGAACAGGCUGCAGGUGUCCUUACUCCCACGGUCCUGUGAGAACGCUAACUGCAGAGAAUCCUAAGGAAUGUAAGGACUGUGGAAACACCUUUGGUGAAUCCUCAGAGGUCCUUGUACAUUUAAGAGGUCACAGUGAGGAGGAGUCUGUUGAUAGUAAGGAACAUGGCAAAGUUAUUCAUCUUUUUUCAUCCUUGGGUAGGCAUAUGAGAACUCACAGUGGAGAGAGGCCCUAUGAAUGUAAGGAAUGUGGCAAGCCUUUAAAAGAUUCCUCAUCCCUCUCUAAACACAGUGUAAAGAGGUAUUAUGAUUGUAAGGUGUGUGACCAAUCCUUUACUAAUUCCUCACACCUUGUUGCACAUCAGAGAUUUCACAGCGGACAGAAACCUGAUGAGUGUAAGCCUUGUGGCAAAGGUUUUAGCCACCUUUGUUACCUUACUCAACAUAGCAGAACUCACAAUGGAGAGAGGCUUUAUGAAUGCAAUCAGAGUAGCAAAGCCUUUAUUCAUCGAUCAUCCCUCAUUCACCAUAGGAGAACUCACAGUGUAAAGGGCUCUUUUGAGUGUAAGGAAUGUGGCAAAACCUUUACUCAUCGCCCAGACUUAGUUAAACAUCAAAUAGUUCACAGUGGAGAAAAGCCUUAUGAAUGUAAGGUAUGUGGCAAAUGUUUUAAGAUCCCCUCAUCCCUCACUAGACAUUGGAGAAUUCACAGUGGAGAGAAGCCUUAUGAAUGUAAAGAUUGUGGGAAAAUGUUUACUCAACGCUGCCACCUUCUUUUACAUAGCAGAAUACACACUGGAGAGAGGCCCUAUGAAUGUGAGGAGUGUGGCAAAGCCUUCACUGAUUCCUCAAAACUCAGUAUCCAUAGGAGAAUUCACAGUGGAGAGAAGCCUUAUGAAUGUAAGGUAUGUGGGAAAGCCUUUGCUUACCAAACAUCCAUCAUUACACAUAGCAGAAUUCAUAGUGGAGAGAAGCCUUAUGAAUGUACGGAGUGUGGGAAAGCCUUUCCUCGACACUCUCAACUUAUUUCACAUAAGAGAACUCACAGUGGUGAGAGGCCUUAUGAAUGUAAGGAAUGUGGGAAAAGUUUUAAGUGCCUUUCAUACCUUAUUUUACACAUGAGAAAUCAUAGUGGAGAGAGACCUUAUGAAUGUAAGGAAUGUGGGAAGGCCUUUACUCGUCACCCUACCCUCAUUAAACAUAGGAAAAUUCACAGUGGAGAGAGACCCUAUGAAUGUGAGGAGUGUGGCAAAGCCUUCAAUGAUUACUCAAAACUCAAUGCCCAUAGCAGAAUUCACAGUGGAGAAAAGCCUUAUGAAUGUAAAGAUUGUGGGAAAACGUUUACUCAACGCUGCCACCUUCUUUUACAUAGCAGAAUACACAGUGGAGAGAGGCCCUAUGAGUGUGAAGAGUGUGGCAAAGCCUUCACUGAUUCCUCAAAACUCAGUAUCCAUAGGAGAAUUCACAGUGGAGAGAAGCCUUAUGAAUGUAUGGAGUGUGGGAAAGCCUUUACUCAACAGUCUCACCUUAUUGCACAUAGGAGAAUUCACAGUGGAGAGAGGCCUUAUGAAUGUAAGGAAUGUGGAAAAGCCUUUACUCGUCACUCUGUCCUCACUAAACAUAGGAGACUUCACGGUGGAGAGAAACCUUAUGAAUGUAAAUAAUGUUGCAAAGCCAUUAGUCUUGUUACAACCCUCAUUCCGCAUAGAACUCACAGGAAGGAGGCCUUAUGAAUGUUAGCUAGGCAAAGACUCUGAUUCCUCUUCACCCCUCAUUGAACAUAUGAUCAUCCACAAUGGAAAGAAGCCUGGUGCAUGUAUGGAAUGUGCCAAAGCCUUUGCUUGUUCCUCAGCUCUCAGUUCACAUAAGAUUUCUCUCAGUGGAUAGAGGUCUUAUGAAUGUAAUCUACUUUGGAAAGCAUUUAUUCAGUCUUCAUUGCUCACUAAAGAUCCCUGAUGGGUGAGAUGUGAUGGACAGAAGGGUGCCUGGUCUGGUGUUUCUCAGAUCGUUGUCCUUGGCUAGCUGAGUAUAUAUAGGCCUCACGAGAAGAUCGCUAAUGGAUGAGAUGUGAGUCUUCUUGCUCUGGUCCUUCACCUUUAGUCCCAUUUUGCCCGGGGAGCUCUGCCCUUUCUUUAGGUGAAUACCUUGUGCAGCCUAGUUUCUGCUACCUCCUUCUCUGUGUGACCAUGAGCAAAUUACUGGACUUAUUUGCCCCUAUUGUUAGAGAAAAUGAAUCAAUAAUGUGUGUUUUGCACAUGGUGAGCUUCAGCUCUCAAAUAUUGUUACCUGGUCCUACCACUCAGCUCCUAACCUGCUGUGUGUUAGAAAGGCAACCUCAGCCUUGCCUGGCCCAUGAAAAUUCCAUCCAACAGCCACUGUGCUUGGGGUAGACUGGCUUCUCCUGACAAUGACACUAGUUCCACAGCGGUGCCAUUUUUAUAAGCACUCCCUAGAAUCUCAUCCCUGUACUGCAUUGGAGCCCCUUGAAGUCAAUGCUCAGCAAUAUCUUGAGUCCCUCCCACCUAGCAUGCAGGAUCCAGGUCUUCACUUGCCCUCCCAAGAGCUUUUGAUUUAACUCACUUCCCCUAUUUUGUAGAAACUGUGUUAAGUUUGUAAUGUAUGUGGCCUACACAAAUUAGUAUGUGUUCCCGAAAUUGUUGGA
Molecule: messenger RNA, 3296 nt
Organism: Echinops telfairi (small Madagascar hedgehog)
Lineage: Eukaryota; Metazoa; Chordata; Mammalia; Afrosoricida; Tenrecidae
Product: zinc finger protein 883-like
Exons: 4
Coding region: 178-2298 (706 amino acids)
Biological process (GO): regulation of DNA-templated transcription
Molecular function (GO): RNA polymerase II cis-regulatory region sequence-specific DNA binding; DNA-binding transcription factor activity, RNA polymerase II-specific
Source: RefSeq, a predicted model, not a curated record